AUGAAACGUUUAUGGGACCGAUUUAAGAAAGGGAAAAGGCAAUGUGAAGUGAGCGACAACGUCGACGGGGAAAAUCUCGGCGUGACACCUCUUCAUCUCGCUGUGAUCGCUCGCAGUUGCGAGUGUGUGCGUCUCUUGUUGUCUCAUGGCGCCAAGGCGCAUGUGGUAGCAGUAGCCGGAAUUCACAAGAAAACGCCCUUGCAGUAUGCCGCUCAGUUGGGAGAUGUUGGCAUUGCUCGUAUUCUGUUGGAUCACAAAGCGAAGGUCAAUUAUUCCGCUCGUUAUAACAAAACACCCAUUCAUCAUGCGGUUGUUGACGGAAACAGAGAUUGUGUGCGUUUGUUGCUUGAACGAGGAGCUGAUCCCAAUAUUUGUCGACCCUGUAAUCCUCACAAUAGGAGACAAGAUUUUCCAUUGCAUGUUGCUGGGUUGAACGGAGACGAAGAAAUAGUCAAGCUGCUUCUCAAAUAUGGUGCAGAUGUUAAUCAGUUGGAAGCACAAGAAUGUACAGCAGUGCAUAGGGCAGCUGAGGGUGGCUCAACAGCAGCUCUUUCAGUGUUACUUGCGACUAAUGCUUCAGUCAAUCAAUUUGAUAGCACAGAUCAUGGGGCUGAUCUAAAUGCAGGAACGGGGCUUAGCUUUGGCCCUUCUGCACUCGUGUCAUUGCUCUGUAGUAAAAGCUGUACAGUCGAAUUAGUUGAGCUGUUGCUAUCAAAAGGUGCAAAUGUGAACAACCGAAAUGUCAACUUCCUAAAUAUCAGUAACAACAUUGACUAUUCUCCCCUUUAUAUGGCUGUAAAAUGUCAAGGUCCUGAUAUAGUACGAUGUUUACUAGCAUCGGGUGCUGAUACAUCUCUUAUCUUAAAAAAUGACAGAACCAUUUUAAUGGAGGCAUGCAGCAGUAGCAGAAUUCAGUUAAGUCCACAAAUUGCAGCAGAGAAUGUUUGUUUAUUGGCAUAUACAAAGGGAAUGAAUCUUAACCAUCGUGAGACACGCAGAGGAUACACAGCUCUACACAUUUGUGCCAUAAAUGAGUUGGCAGAUGGUGCUCGUGUGCUGCUGGAUGCUGGGGCUAAUCCCAAAGUUCUAAAUUAUGAGAGACUCACACCAUACCAAUUGUGUCAAUUUGAAGACAGCAAAACAAGAACCGUUUUCCAAGAGCAUGAAGGAAAGGUUCGUUCAUUAGAGUUUCAGUGCCGAGUCGUUCUGCUUAAGAAUUUUACAGCUCGCAAAUUGGCAAACGCCUCACUACCAGAAGGGAUGAAGAGCUCGUUGCUGGCUAUCUUGGCAGUGUAGAUAUCAAUUCACGGACAAACAUUAAUUAACUUAGUUAAUUAAAUUAUAAACACGGAUUGCUUGUAAAAGAUAGAAAUAUGAUUUGUAGUUUUGUUCAAUGUUUAUGUUGUUUAUGGAUUAAAAAUGAGUGAUUG
This is a messenger RNA of Corticium candelabrum, 1430 nucleotides long. Its product is annotated as ankyrin-1-like. The coding region runs from base 1 to 1296 and encodes 431 amino acids. The transcript has 4 exons. Gene Ontology annotation, molecular function: protein binding. Gene Ontology annotation, cellular component: cytoplasm; nucleus. The record is from RefSeq and is a predicted model, not a curated record. NCBI's taxonomy places the organism in Eukaryota, Metazoa, Porifera, Homoscleromorpha, Homosclerophorida, Plakinidae.